AUGGCUCCCAUCCCUGGCGAUUCGCUUCCUGUGCGCCCAGCACCUAAGACUGAGCAACAAUAUCCAACACCUCUCAAGCUCAGCGGUGCAUUGGAUCAAUAUGAGUUUGAAGAAACGACCCCAGUGAUCGGUCGUGAAUUCCCGAAGCUCAACAUUGUUGACGACAUUCUGAAUGCCCCAAAUGCAGACGAGCUGGUGCGAGACCUCGCUAUCACUAUCUCCCAGCGCGGUGUCGUCUUCUUCCGCGCCCAAAACAACCUCACAGACGCCCUACAAAAAGAACUCGUCCACAAACUAGGCCAAGCAGCCGGCAAACCCACCGACUCAACCCUCCACAUCCACCCCGUUCUAAAUAACACCAACGAAUUCGGCGUCGACGACCCCGAAGUCAGCACCAUCAGCUCCCUAUCCCGCAAAAAAAUGCACCGGCACGCCAAUCAACGCAACAGACGCCGCUACGACUCAGCACAGUGGCACUCGGAUAUUCAAUUCGAGCCCGCACCAGCGGACUACACUUCUCUCCGAUUAACCCAGCUUCCCAAGACGGGUGGAGAUACGCUCUGGGCUUCAGGGUAUGAAAUGUAUGAUCGGUUCUCGAAGCCUUAUCAGAAGUUCUUUGAGGGUCUUACGGCGACGUAUAUCGGUGAUGGCUUUAUUAAAGCUGCUCAGGCUGAUCCGGAGAAAAUUUACAUUUACACUGAGCCUCGUGGGAAUCCAUUGAAUGUCGGUGCGGAGCUGUCUACUGUUCAUCCGGUUGUGCGGACAAAUCCUGUUACUGGGUGGAAGAGCAUUUAUGCUGUAGGACCUUUUCCUAAGUAUAUCAAUGAGCUCAAUGCGGAAGAGUCGGAUGAGUUGUUGAAGAAGUUUUAUACUACUAUUACGGAGAAUCAUGAUCUGACAGUGCGUUUCAAGUGGAGGAAUGAGAAUGAUAUCGCGAUCUGGGAUAACCGCUCUGCUUUCCAUACGGCUACUUUUGAUUAUGAAGGACUCGGAGAACGAUUUGGUCACCGUGCCGUUGGUAUUGGCGAGAAGCCCUACCUCGACCCCAACAGCACUUCAAGGACCGAGGCUCUGGCUGCUCAAGGCGCUUGA
Molecule: messenger RNA, 1092 nt
Organism: Penicillium odoratum
Lineage: Eukaryota; Fungi; Ascomycota; Eurotiomycetes; Eurotiales; Aspergillaceae
Product: TauD/TfdA dioxygenase family protein
Exons: 3
Coding region: 1-1092 (363 amino acids)
Cellular component (GO): cytoplasm
Molecular function (GO): 2-oxoglutarate-dependent dioxygenase activity
Source: RefSeq, a predicted model, not a curated record